CGCCAUGUCCUCGUUUUUCACCACGCCUGCCUCCCAGCGCAAGCGGAAGCGGCCCGACGCCAACUCGACUGUCCCGCGAAAGCGAGCCCCCGCUGCGUCGCAGCCAAGAGCCCCCGCCCGCACCGAGCGCGAAGACUCCAUCACCGAGAGCGAGAGCGAGGACGGCGUGCGCGCCAAUGUCUUCGACGAGGACGACGAUGACUCGGACACGUCCGAUGACGAGGACGAGACGGCCGCCGAGAAGCGCCUGCGGCUCGCCCAGCGCUACCUCGACAACAUCCGCGGCGAGGUCGAGGAAGAGGUCGGCUGGGACGCAGAGCAGAUCGACAAGGACCUGAUUGCAGAGCGGCUGAAGGAGGACGUCGCCGAGAACAAGGGCAAGAUCUACCGCAACAUUGCAGAAAAGCUGGAUUUCGACGGGGCAUCACACGUCUUCGGCAAGUCUGGUCUGCAGAAGGCCAUCACCGGCUGCGCCGUCAAGUUACCGCACGCAUGGACAAUCAGCAAAGAUCUCGUCAUUGAGAAGUGGGAGAUUGCGGAUCCCAAGUCGUAUGCUGCAGACUCGGAGCGCCCCUCGAACAUCACCCCCCGACGGACGCCCAAGAAGCUCUUCUGGAGAAAGGGCGACAAGAACAAGAAGGGCGAGCGGGACUACCUGGGCCACACCGGCGAGAUCCUGUCCAUUGCUGUAUCUGACUCUGGCAAAUACCUGGCGACUGGCGACAGACACGCACGUUUGAUCAUCUGGGACGCUGACACUCUGACCCCCCGCAAGGUAUUCACACGGCAUCGAGAUGCUGUCCUGUCGCUGUCGUUCAGGAGAGGCACCGAGCAGCUCUUCUCUGGAGGAGCAGACCGCGCCGUCAUUGUCUGGAGUGCCCCCGAGUCUGCAUACAUUGAGACACUGGUAGGACACCAGGAUGCCGUGACAGGCAUUGCAGGCGGAGUCGAGGUGAACCAGGAGACCUGUGUCAGUGUCGGCGCACGCGAUCGCACAGCCAGGUUAUGGAAAGUCGUAGAGGAGAACCAGCUGGUCUUCCACGGCGGUGGCACAGCAAGACAGAAGGGUCUCGAGAAGCUGCGCAAGGGUCGCUUUGGAAAGGACGUCUCGUACCUGGACGAGAAAGACGCAGACAAGCAAGCCAACGGUGACGAGGACGACACACCCAUCGCAUACGCCGAAGGUUCUAUUGACUGCGUUGCCCUUCUCGACGCCAGCCUAUUCGUCACAGCCUCGGACAGCGGCGCGUUAGCGCUGUGGUCUGUUCAGAGGAAAAAGCCGCUCUUCACAUACCCGCUCACCCACGGACGCGAUCCGGCACUGCCCGCCGAGGACAUGUCCGCCAACCACGAUGCCGCCGUCUCAGGAAAGAAAGGACCCCGUCUACCACGAUACGUCACCGCUCUUACAACAGUACCCUACGCCGAUCUCAUCCUCACGGCAAGUUGGGACGGCUGGAUACGGGCAUGGCGAGUCGGUGCCGACAAGCGCACCAUCGAGCCAGUCGGAAAGAUCGGCCGAGUCCCGGAAGAGGAGGGCGAGGACGGCAUUCUCAUCCGUGGCAUCGUGAACGGGCUUUCAGUGCAAGAACGGGGAGACCGAGGGAAGGACGGGCUUUGUGUGGUUGCUGCAGUAGGCAAGGAGCCCAGACUAGCCAGGUGGAUGUCAGGGAAGGUCAAGAACGGCAUCUACGUUUUCGAGGUGUCGAGAAAGUCCCUUCACCAGGACGUUGCGGAUGACGAGGAGGUGGAAGAGAAGUAAAAAGCGACUUACUUGCAUUGGAGCGGCGUGCUGCAUUUAGAUACCAAUACCAUUCCGGCAUCUUUUCUGACACAUUACACACAUUGUAUGAAACUACGUGAUGUCUACAUAAUUGUAGUUGAACAACAAAAGAAAGUCAUUCCAAUUUACAUGUUCCUUGCACUCAACUCGAC
Boeremia exigua is the source of this 1935-nucleotide messenger RNA. RefSeq names its product WD40-repeat-containing domain protein. Gene Ontology annotation, cellular component: small-subunit processome. The transcript has a single exon. Lineage: Eukaryota; Fungi; Ascomycota; Dothideomycetes; Pleosporales; Didymellaceae. The coding region runs from base 5 to 1762 and encodes 585 amino acids. Gene Ontology annotation, molecular function: protein binding; snoRNA binding. The record is from RefSeq and is a predicted model, not a curated record.